AUGAGUAAGAAGAAGAUAAAAAAUAAACAGCCCCUUCAAAAAAAUGGCACAAACAAUAGUAAGAGGAAAAAACAUGUGAAGUUUAGAAGAAUAAAGAAGGUUCAAUUUAAGGAUGAAAAGAAGGUGAUCGUCUCAAAUGAGAUCAAGAAAAAGAAAGUAAAGAUUCAUGGGAAGAAAAAAUUGAACACCCCUUACCAAAAAAAGGAAUAUAAAAAGAUACGCAUGGAUCAGGCUAAUGAAUACAUAAAUUUACAAAAAGAAUUAGCAAGUCAUAAAUUCGAUGAGCCGAGAUGUUGUAUUUUUGCCAUUCGAAAUAACAUUAAUUGUGUUGCUUCUGCCCCCAUGGAAGUUCUUCAGAAACUCAGGCUAAUGGAAAAUUUCUAUGGAGUACUACUUGUCAAUAACGAAAUAAACAUGAAAAAUUUAUUUCUCGUAAAACGAUACGUAUGUUAUGGAUACAUACAAAAAUACAACUUAUACAAUCUCCUGGAGAAGAAAUUAUUUUUAAAAGAUGGAAAUGAGAUUAAAAGAUGUCAAUCGAAUAAAAUCAUAGAAAAAUUAUUUAGCAAAGAUGGAAUAUAUUCUUUCCCCGCAUUCUGUGAGUAUAUUUUUGAAUGUAAAAAUAAUGCCGAUCAAAUAACAAAAGAACAUAUUAUUCCUUUUAAUUUUUCGUACUUAAAAAGUGAUAUAACAUUUGACUUUUUACAAUUUAAAAAUGAACUGGCCGGCUUUGUCAAGGACAAUGAAAUUAACGAAAUAUUAGAAAAGAUAAUUUAA
This is a messenger RNA of Plasmodium gonderi, 777 nucleotides long. Its product is annotated as 60S ribosomal protein L7. Gene Ontology annotation, molecular function: structural constituent of ribosome; RNA binding. Gene Ontology annotation, cellular component: cytosolic large ribosomal subunit. The coding region runs from base 1 to 777 and encodes 258 amino acids. Gene Ontology annotation, biological process: maturation of LSU-rRNA from tricistronic rRNA transcript (SSU-rRNA, 5.8S rRNA, LSU-rRNA). The record is from RefSeq and is a predicted model, not a curated record. NCBI's taxonomy places the organism in Eukaryota, Apicomplexa, Aconoidasida, Haemosporida, Plasmodiidae. The transcript is spliced from 3 exons.